Molecule: messenger RNA, 1071 nt
Organism: Mucor mucedo
Lineage: Eukaryota; Fungi; Mucoromycota; Mucoromycetes; Mucorales; Mucoraceae
Exons: 2
Coding region: 1-834 (277 amino acids)
Source: RefSeq, a predicted model, not a curated record
AUGGAUGAGAGCGUACCGAUGGAUAAAGAGGAGGCACACGUGAGCGAGGAAGCACAGUUACCGAUGGAUGAUGAUGAAGCACACAUGCCAGUAGAUGAUGAAGGACCACCCAUAACUACUCAGGAGAUGGACCGGGUGGAUUUGGAGGCUCAUAAAACAACUGAUGAAACACCACCCAUAACGACGCAGGAGAUGAACCAGGUGCAUUUAGAGAUGAAUGAAGCACCUCCUACUUACACGAUGGAUUCAGAUAUGGGAUAUGAUGAUUACGGCUAUGAUGGCGUAGACAUGUAUGAGCCUGUGCAAGGGGAAGACUUACAUGAGGCUGUCCAAGAAGCACGACAAGAGGAGGAGGAGGAGCAAGAGGAGGUGGAGGAUGAAUAUGAUGAAGAAGAGAUUCUGGCCAAGACAGCUCCACUGUUGGCCAAGAAACUGGGAACUAAUGUAUUGAAAAUGAUUCGAUUAGGUAGAGUGCAGAUGGAAGCAUUUAAGCGGGAGUGUGAAACGGAAGUAGCCAAAGUCAAGGCGAGUACACAAGAUGUGCUUGAGGCUUGUGUGAUUGAAGAUUUUAGGAAUCGAGUGAUUGAAAAGUUGAAUGAACAAGAAGAAGACUAUGUAGAGAUGAAUGAGAUGCUUGCUUAUACGAGACGGUUUGAACUACAUGAAAAUCAAGUGUCUAAACAGAAUGCAGUGGUAAUCAUGGAAACAGCUAAAGUAAAUCGAGAAAUUGAAAAACUAGAAAGAGAAUUCCAAUCAAUGAAGAAGGGAAGAGAAGAAGCCAUUGAAGCUGAUACUUUUUUAAACUCUGUCAAGCAACUCAUCCAUUCCCGCUAGUUAGUUAGAUCGGUCACUGAAAAUAGAUAAAUUGUUUUUGGGAUGUACGUAUGAUCUUUUAUCUAUUUUUUUUAUGUAUUAUAUAUUUUAUGAGUAUCAUUUUACAUAUUAAAAGUAGGGUUGCUUAUACGUGGUGAAUGUUGUUAUCAUGCAUGAAUUUUAUAUGUGCGUCAUGUAUAUUUUUACGCGUACACAAUUUUUUUUUUUUUUUUUUUUUUUUUUUUACUUUCUCGUCCC